Molecule: messenger RNA, 2226 nt
Organism: Rotaria sordida
Lineage: Eukaryota; Metazoa; Rotifera; Eurotatoria; Philodinida; Philodinidae
Source: the annotation of a GenBank genome assembly
AUGGGUCCAAAACGAGUAGAUACUGUCAUGAAAGGAAGUAAAUUUGCACAAGGUGGGACGAGUGUGUUAGGUAUGGCUGGUAUUGGGACAUUGAUUGAGCAAGAUGGUCAGCAGUGUGUAGGUAAAUUUGCUGCUGAUUUAGAACUAUGUUGUCGUGAACCAUCUUCAGUCUAUCCUAUAACUAUUCCUGUUUAUAUUCGUGGUCGUCCACCAACAUCCGCACCAAUUCAAUCGUUUCAAUUACAAAAUCAGCAGCAACAACAACAACAGCAAAAUAUAGGAACACAUCCUGGAACGUCAGCUACUCCAUCAUUACCUGCCGUAAUUGCGGAAGAACAAUUACCAUCAAUGGGAAAGAGAGCAUCUCGUGCAAGAAUGCCUUCUGUUGCUCAAAGUGGAAUUAUAAUAGGAAUAACAGGCAUUGAUGCUGAUAAAAGAUCAAUGAGUAUUACAGGACAAGAACAACCAAAAAUAUCUUCACCGACCUAUAAAACAUUUAAUUUAAUUAAUGAUAGUGAUUAUUUUCGACCUAAAUUAUUAGUAGAUUCAGUCAAUAAUGAUAAUGAAUCCAUUGAUCAAAUAACAUCUCUUUAUAUAAGAGAUUGGCAACUUGAUCAACGUUUUAUUGAUAUUUUGAAAAAAGUUCUUCCGUUACAAGAACAAUUACAUACACUUGAUUUCUGUUUUGUUGGUCUGAAUGAGAAAACUAUUCAUGGGAUAGUUGAAUUAUGUCAAGUAACGAAAAAUUUGAAAAAUGUUUCAUUCGAUGGAAAUCCAUUAGCAGCAGAUUAUUUUUAUCUUUUCAUUGAAAAAGAUGAUUCAAAAAUUAUUCAAUUAUCUCUUCGUUAUUGUAAUAUUACUGAUGUAGGUGCUGAACGUCUUGCUAAUGCUCUUGGUAACAUGUUAAAACCAAAUCGAAAAUUAUUAACACUUAAUCUAAGUGGAAAUCGUAUUGGUGAUGAUGGUGCUAAAUCUUUUGCAACAGCAUUACGUUAUAAUAGAACAUUAAUAACUCUUAAUCUUUCAUCGAAUUUUAUAACUGACAAAGGUGCUUUUCCUUUGGCAUUAGUUCUUCGAAGAAUUGUUCUUACACAAGAAGAAAUCCUUCGACGUCGACAUUUAACAGUUCAACAUUAUGUUGAAACACAUCCAGAUGAAUUUAGAAUUUCUACCAAUUCACCAACUCCUUCAAAUGUAUCAACAAAGAGUAAAUCAGGUCGAAGUAGUCGAAAUGAUCGAAAACGUGUACCAGAUAUAACUAAACGAAAAAUAAGCAUAUUAAAAACUGCACAAAAUCUUAUCGAGAAACGUAAUCGAGUUGAAUCUGAUGAAAGUCGUCCACCAUCAGAAAAUAAAGGUGAUUUAAAACGAGGACGAAAUGAAGGUAGUGGUAGCCGUUCAACAACACAUAAUUCUUCAUCAGCAACUGCUAAUACAUCUCGACGAACAGCUGCUAAUACAUUAAAUACAAAUACUAAAGAAUCCGAUCAAUCUCGAACGAAUCCUCCUUCACGUAUGAGAAAGAUAGCAACGACUGUUAAUGCUACAACAAAAAAGACGAUUUCAAUGGUUAAAGAAGAAGAUGAAGAUGCAAUACAACAGGAAACACUCAAUUGUUUGAGUACAUUAUUCGAUUUCGUUGGUCAAUCAUCUGAUUUAUCAUCAUCAGGAAAACCAAUGUCAUUACCAAUUCAAUAUACUGAUAAUGAAAAUCCAUUAAUGGAACCAAGUGAAAUUGAAUCACAAGAUGGUGAAAUAUGGUUAAGAGGAAAUUUUGUUCUUUUAAGUUUAAAUUUAUCACGAAAUUAUUUAACAUCAGAUAGUGUUCGAGAAUUUCUUCUUUCAAUUCAACAACAAUCAGCAUUAACAAGUUUUAAUGAUGCAUUUAAUUUAUCAUCAUCAACAACAACAACAACAACAACAACUUCAUCAACGAACUUUCUUGGUCUUUGCCGACUUGAAUUAAAAGGUAUGAAUGAUAUUUCAACAAAAUCAUCUGAAUAUCAAUCAUUGGAAACAUUACUUGCACAAAAAAAUCCAUUAUAUCGUUUUCAACAAUUAAGAGAACGUGAAGCAAAAGAAUUACUUGAUCUACAAUUGAUUCCACCAUCACAACAACUUCAACAAUCAAUAUCAGAAAAAACAACAAAUAUUUCAGAAAAAACACGAAUACCUUCAAGUGCUAAAUCUACAAAUCAACGACCAACAUCACGAUUAAAAGACUAA